Messenger RNA from Magnolia sinica, 1346 nucleotides. RefSeq lists its product as uncharacterized. Lineage: Eukaryota; Viridiplantae; Streptophyta; Magnoliopsida; Magnoliales; Magnoliaceae. Bases 154 to 1206 code for a protein of 350 amino acids. The record is from RefSeq and is a predicted model, not a curated record. The transcript is spliced from 5 exons.
CACGGUAAGAGAGCGGUGGAAAAAAAAUAGUACUCGAAUGACUAGCUAGCAGCCCAGCCAAGCACCGGUCUCUCUACGAUAGAAGCUGAAAGGCUCUAACAACGAAGGAGAAAAGAAAGGGUAGAAGGAAAAGAACCCAGCAAUCUUUCUGUGAUGUUUGUGCAAGCUGUCGUACUAGUUUUGGUGGUGGUUUUGAUUGGAUGGGGUUAUCAAGCCAUCCAACCUCCACCACCAAAGCUCUGUGGUUCUCCAGGUGGCCCACCUGUUACUUCACCUAGAAUCAGACUUAGAGAUGGAAGGUAUCUGAGCUACAAAGAAAGAGGAGUCCCCAAGGAGAUUGCUACCUACAAAAUCAUUGUCGCCCAUGGCUUCGCCGACUCCAAAGACUACCUCAUACCGGUUUCUCGAGAGCUGGCAGAAGAGCUUGGGAUUUACCUUCUCUCCUUUGAUAGAGCUGGGUAUGGAGAGAGUGAUCCGAAUCCGAAAAGAUCUGUGAAGAGCGAAGCUUUCGACAUACAAGAUCUUGCGGAUCAGUUGGAGAUCGGAUCGAAGUUCUAUGUGAUUGGUAUCUCCAUGGGAGCAUACUCUGCUUGGAGCUGUCUCAAGCACAUUCCACACAGGUUGGCAGGUGUAGCGCUGAUAGUUCCACUGGUUAACUACUGGUGGCCUUCUUUUCCUGCCAAUCUAUCUAAAGAUGCCUUCAGGACACAGAUUGUACAAUACCAAUGGGCGUUUUGGAUUGCGCAUUAUGCUCCUUCCCUGCUGUACUGCUGGAUGACACAGAAAUGGUUCCCCUCACUAAGAUUCAUAGUGGGCCACCCAGGAACUUUCAGCCGUCAAGACAGGGAGAUUCUUCAGAAGAUGUUGGCAGCUGAACCACCUACUCAGGAUAAAGCCCGGCAACAAGGCGAUUAUGAAUCCCUCCAUCGAGACUUGAUGGUUGGCUUCGGCAAAUGGAGCUUCGAUCCUAUGGAUCUAAACAACCCAUUUCCCCACAACGAGGGCUCUGUCCACAUAUGGCAAGGGUAUGAAGACAAGGUCAUUCCCGUCGCUCUACAACGCUAUGUUUCGAAGAGGCUUCCAUGGAUCCAGUAUCAUGAGCUUCCCGAUGGCGGACACCUUCUUCUGAAAGCUGAUGGUGUAAGUGAUAACAUCCUAAGGGCACUUGUACUGGGAGAAAAGUCAUCUAUCACAGAUUUUACUUAAGAUAUCCUGCUUGGAGUUGCUUUGAUUGACGAUAACUCGGAAUAAAAAUCCUGUUACAGAAUGUAGAAUAAUUGGGUGCUCUUUCAUGACACCUUAUCAUACUGUUUAUGGUUUGUUAUCAAUAAAAAAAGGUUUAGAGA